Molecule: messenger RNA, 1719 nt
Organism: Closterium sp. NIES-65
Lineage: Eukaryota; Viridiplantae; Streptophyta; Zygnematophyceae; Desmidiales; Closteriaceae
Source: the annotation of a GenBank genome assembly
AUGGCGGCGGCGGCGGACGCGAAGGGUCGCGGAGAGGGGAUCGCGAUCGUGUGGCUGCGCAGCGAUCUGCGCGUGCACGACAACGAGGCGCUGCUGCGCGCGUGGCAGGCGGCGGCGAUCGCGGUGCCCGUUUACUGCUUCGACCCGCGCUGCUUCUCCACCACGCACCACUUCGGCUUCCCCAAAAUGGCAGCCCACCGAGCGCGCUUCCUGUUAGAGAGCGUGGCGGACCUGAGGCAGCGCCUGCGGGGAAUGGGGUCGGAGCUGGUUGUGCGGGUGGGGCCGCCUGAAAUUGUGCUGCCCGCCUUGGUGGCGGCUCUCAACGCGCACCUGGUGGUGGCUCAGGUGGAAACAACAGACGAGGAGCUCAGGGUGGAGAGGAACCUCAAGCAUGCGCUGAACAACGUGACUAUAACGAGGGCCACGGGAGGCCCAACAGCAGCUCAAGAACUGCCCGCUGAAGAUACUGCCAACGGUCGCCGCCCGAAGCUGGAUCUGAUAUGGGGGCUGACUAUGUACCACGUGGAUGAUCUUCCAUUCGCUCCUGCCAACCUGCCUGACGUCUACACACAGUUCCGGAAAGCGGUGGAAACCAAGGCUAAGGUCCGCCCACCCCUCGCCAUGCCUGCCAGCCUCGGACCGUUCCUCUCUGCCGAAGCUGUUGACAGGAUCGGCGGUUUGGGCUCCCUGCCUACUCUGGCAGACCUUGGGAUUGACGCCCCACCACCACAGGACUCUAGGGGUGUGCUGGCGUUCAGGGGCGGGGAAACAGCAGCACUGGCUCGGGUGGACGAGUAUGUGUGGCAGCGGGAUUGCAUCAAAGAGUACAAGCUGACUCGCAACGGCAUGGUGGGAGCAGACUACAGCACCAAGCUAUCCCCAUGGCUGGCGCAUGGGUGCAUCUCUGCUCGAUACAUUCAUUCAGAGGUGGUGCGAUACGAGAAGGAGCGAGUGGCAAACGAGUCCACGUACUGGGUGCUCUUCGAGCUCAUCUGGCGGGACUACUUCCGUUUCCUCUCCAUCAAAUGCGGCAACGCCAUCUUUCACUUGGGUGGACCCCGCAAGCUGCAAUUCAACGGCCGAGAUUGGUCCACGGACAGAGCUCUCUUCGACGCGUGGCGGGAGGGGCGAACGGGGUACCCUCUGGUGGAUGCGAAUAUGAGGGAGCUUGCUGCCACGGGUUUCAUGUCCAACCGAGGCCGACAGAUAGUGUGCUCAUUCCUGGUGCGAGACAUGGGCAUGGACUGGCGCAUGGGGGCGGAGUGGUUUGAGUCGCUCCUCCUUGACCAUGACCCGGCUUCCAACUACGGCAACUGGACAUAUGGCGCUGGUGUGGGCAAUGAUCCCAGGGAGGAUCGUUACUUCAGCAUUCCCAAGCAGGCGUCCACAUACGAUCCCAAUGGCGACUAUGUUGCUCAUUGGAUCCCUGAACUGGCAGCUCUCCCUCCAUCCCUGCGCCACUUCCCCUACCGUCUCUCUCCCUCCGAGCGAGCUGCAUACAAAUGGGAUGCUGAAGGAUCUACCUACCCCUUGAAGCCAGUGGUGCCAUUGAAAUAUGGUGGUGGUGCUGCUGGUGCUAGGGAUUCUAGGAACGGAGGAGGAGGUGGUGGUAGAGGAAGGGGGUCCAGUGGCAAUGCGAAUGGUAGUCGCUCACAAAGGGGUGGGAUGCAAGGGAGGGGUGGGAGUGAUUUACGGAAAGGUGGGAAGGCACAGUUCUAG